AUGAGAUCCUUAAGCAGUGUGGGACUUGCUCUAAGCAUUGUCUUUGGUUGUUUGCUAUUAGCUCUUCUCGCUGAGCUCUAUUACUUGCUCUGGUGCAAGAAGAGGACGACGACUACACCUAAUCUGCGAGAUGACUAUUCUACCCCUCACACCAGAGAGCUUCUCUUCAUCUUCUGUUGCAGCAGCACAAACCCUUCUUCCUCCUUCUCAAGUCCUAAACAUAUCGAAACUCAACAACAACAACAACAAUGUCCUCCUCCUGAUGGCUAUGAUGUUGGAUUUGGGAAUGUGGGUCCAGGGCUCGUGCCGAGGUUUCUGUUCACGAUCAUGGAGGAAACAGUGGAGGAAAUGGAGUGUGAAGAUGGGGUUUCCACAAAAGGAAAGAGCUUGAAUGAUUUGUUUCUUAAUAUGGAAAGUGGUUCCACUCCUCCGUAUCUCACUCCUCGUGCUUCUCCUUCAUUGUUCACUCCUCCUUUCACUCCAAUAAUGGAGUCUUGUAAUGGCAGAAGAGAAGGGAUCUCCAGUUUCUUCGAGUCAUCGACUGAUGCUGAGUUUAACAGACUGGUGAGAUCAUCUCCAUUGUCAUCAUCACAUUCACCAACAUCAUCCUCGUCGUCAUCGCCGUUACCGGGAUUCAAGUUCUUGAGAGACGCAGAGGAGAAGCUUUACAAGAGGAAAGUGAUGGAGAUUGCAGAAGCCGAGGACCUCAAGGGCUAA
Molecule: messenger RNA, 717 nt
Organism: Microthlaspi erraticum
Lineage: Eukaryota; Viridiplantae; Streptophyta; Magnoliopsida; Brassicales; Brassicaceae
Source: the annotation of a GenBank genome assembly